AUGGCUAUCGUAAUGUCUUCGGAUGUCGAUUCUGAGGAAGAAUUAUUGGAGCUGUAUGCAAUAGGAAAAUUAAAGCCAGGUUUAAAUAUACCUGUAGAAGAAGAUAGAGUAUUCAUUAACAAUGUUAAUGCAAUGAAAGAAGCUAUUGCUUCAUUCCAAAGCAGUUUACCAUGGAGCGAACGACUCGAUAUUGUGGCCGAAGCUGCUCCAAUGGCUCCUGAGCUUUCAAUGGAAAUUACUGAACAACAACAAUUUCUUAAAGCUGGUAAAAUUGAUGAAGUAGCAUUAAAUGAUUUUAAACGGGAAACCAUGUUUCACCGGCAAGCCCAAACAGCUGUUAUGCGUGGCAUUGAAUUGUUACGUAAACAUAAUAUAGCUACACAUCGACCAGAAGAUUAUUUUGCAGAAAUGUUUAAAUCUGAUGAGCAUAUGCAAAAGGUACGACAUGCACUUUUACAAAGAAAGACUGCUCUAGAACAAACAGAAAAAGUACGUCGUAUCCGGCAAGAAAAGAAAUUAGCUAAAGAGAAACAAGUAGCAGCUAUACAAGCAAAACAUAAACAAAAACGUGAUCUUAAUGAAAAUAUUAAGAAGUUCAGAAAAGGUUUAAGAAAUGAUUUAGACUUUUUGGAAACUGAUAGUGGGAAGAAAAAUAAGAAGAAAGAUGAUGGAGGUGGUGGUGGUGAAAAGAAAAAAAUUCUUUCAAGAUCACAACAUAAAAGAAAAGGAAAAGAUACAAAGUAUGGAUUUGGUGGCAAAAAAAGAGGCAUGAAAGAAAAUACUACAGAAAGUACAUUUGGUGGUAGUGGGAAAUCAAAUUUUAAAGGAAAGAAUAAGGGUAGAAUUAAUAAAAACAAGAGAAUGUCUUCAAAAAAAUGA
Macrosiphum euphorbiae (potato aphid) is the source of this 879-nucleotide messenger RNA. NCBI's taxonomy places the organism in Eukaryota, Metazoa, Arthropoda, Insecta, Hemiptera, Aphididae. The record is from the annotation of a GenBank genome assembly.